CAAGUGAUUCCACAAUUUGAGUGUAUUCCACACAUCGGCAGCAGUGUGGACUAGAUAAGCACGUCUCUUCAGAGUUUGGCAUCUUAAAUAACAACAUUCAAAAUGUGGUUCAAGUUGUCGGUGCUCUUGAUUUGUUUCCAGGUAUCAUCGGCACAAUUUGGGGUACAUGGAAAAGCCGAGGUUACACCCUCACUUGCACCGCCACCACCACCGCCAACUAAAGCGCCGACCAAGCCGCCAACUAAAGCGCCGACCAAGCCGCCAACCAAAGCGCCAGCCAGGGGGCAUGCGGGUACCGGGAUAUUUGGAGUACAUGGCGAAGAUUUCGUCACUGAAGCUGCAAAAAGACCCGAGGUAGUCACAAAAAAAUCCAAGCCUAGUACGUUUGAUAGUGUUCUUUGCAAGUAUGGAAUUCACUUUAAACGUGACUGCUGUUAUGGAUGGAAACGAGUCGGCGGUCAAUGCGUUCCAAUUUGCGAGAAAGAAUGUGUCCAUGGCAAAUGCGUCGGUCCAAACAAAUGCGAAUGUGACCCGGGUUUCACUGGAGCACUCUGCAACCAAGAUUACAACGAAUGUGGCGAUAUGCCAUGGCGCUGCCCUCAACGGUGUAUGAACACCCUGGGUAGUUACAACUGCUAUUGCGAUCAUGGAUAUGUUCUUCAACAGGACAAGAUCACAUGCUCACGUGACAACAGAUGUGAUGGUUAUAGAUGUGUUGUUGGCUGUGAGCAGUAUGAAGAUGGUUUCCGAUGUAUAUGUCCCGAUGGGCUCCGACUCGCUCCGAACGGUCUUUCAUGUAUCGAUAUUGACGAGUGCAAAGAAGACCUCGACAACUGUGCAGUCGAUCGUGUUUGCAGAAACACGUUCGGAAACUUCUUCUGUUCCUGUCCCGAGGGUCUGAGCUAUAAUUAUGAUAUUGUCAAUGGCAAGAAGGAACUGGUGUGUAGAGACCGAAAUGAAUGCGACGGACCAAACGAUUGCGACCCCAACGCCAACUGUAUUAAUGAGAACCCUGGCUACAGUUGUGAGUGCAAAUUUGGAUACGUUGGCGACGGAUCAACUUGUACUGAAUUAGAUUCAAGAACGUGUGCGGAUUUUCCGUGCUUCCCUGGAGCCGAAUGUGUGGAUGUUGGCCGUAAUCCCGCAGAUCCAUUGGCUAAGUUAUUCGUCUGCCAAAGCUGCCCGCCAGGCUACGCUGGAGACGGUGUCGAUUGUUUGAAGGUUGAACGCAAAUUAUUAGUAGUUGUAAAAGACGAGCAACAACGAGGAGUUCCAGUUGAAGAAGCCACUGUAUCCGUGCUAACAGUGAGUGGUGAUCCAACUGCGAUCACUGAAACCUUUGAUCGAAAAUCAACUAACGACGAUGGGUUCGCGGAACUAAGCGCCCCCAGUGAUGAAUCAUUCAUAGUCACCGUGUCGAAAAAGGGAUACUAUGAUAUAUCAAAAACGUAUAAUAUUGUUCCCGGAAAAAACGCACUUACAAUUCAAUUAGAUAGGGAGAGCACUGAGCCCAAGGAUUUUACUUACUUAAACAACAAGGAGUCACGUGUCGAAUUUGACUUCAGUAAACGAGGUGAUGCGAUUGGCCAGAAUGGUGCUUAUGCUAUCACAUUCCCUCCAGGUUCUCUGAAUGUUCCUAACGGUGAAGUGUUGUCGGUAACUGUGCGAGGUAUUGAUGUCAGAAGUUCAUUAUCCCUGGCCAAGGCCCCUGCUCUUAUUGGUACUGGUAUUGUAUCUGAUUCCAGCAAUCUUACAGGUUAUGAGCGUUUGCCGUUGGAAAGUUUUGGUAUGGCUGAAAUUUCAGUCGUCGUGAAAUCAAGUGGUGAAGACGUCCCCUUACUCGGUCAUAUUAAUAUAGAACUACCGUUAAACGCAAUUCAAAAUUCACCAGCAGAAGGAGAGACCGUUGGUGCAUUUUUCUAUGAUCCAGAAAAGGGCGUGUGGUACAAAGAUGGUGAUGGUAUCGUUACCACAAAUCGCUAUGGUGAUAAAGUUUGGUCGUACAAUGCGACGCACUUGACUUGGUGGAACGCUGAUCAAGUGAUAGAGAAUUCGAACUGCGUCACUGUCACCGCCUGCUACGAUCCAGAUUGUUACAACCCAGCAGGUGGCACAAUGAUCACUCUCUCAGGAAAUGAUUUUACAUAUACCGCAACCAAAAUGACAGAUGAGAAUGGCCAGACAUGUUUCAACUUUAAACAAGGUGGGAAAGUUGAGCUUACAGCCACUUGUUCUGGUAGCCAAGAGUUUGUAGUCGGGUCCGGGUCGUAUUCGACCUGCCCUGCUAAUCUUGGCGGCAGUGGCAUCUUUUCCAACAUCAUUGAAAGCUCUGAGGGUACUUUCUGCCAAGGUGUCAAGUUCAUACUUCAAGGCACUUCACAUGACUGCUCUGAUCCAGGCCCGAUAGAUAAUGGAAUCCGUGUUGGUAACGACUUUAGCUACGGUAGCAAUGUCUCCUUUUUCUGCGAUAGUAACUAUUAUCUAGGUGCAGGUAGCGCUCGUCGAGUGUGUCAUUCAUGUGGAGAAUGGAGUGGUAGCCAACCUAACUGCUUUGAGGACGACUAUGCAUCAAGUGGAGUCAGCGAAUCUCAACCAUUCUUUCCUUAAUUUUUCCAUAGCAGGACACCGCCUAUUCUUUCAAUGUUGCCGUUAUUUAAAUGUUUGUCUGUUUGAACAUAUUGAGGGCGAUGUUGAGUAGUGUUAUUGUCAAUACAGUUACAUUAACUAAAACCCCUCCAAAAAAUAAUAAUUUGAGACAAGUUUUUGUUUUCAUCUUUUCAUCAGUUUAUUGUAGUUAAGUAAUGCUGUUUAAUGAUAUUCUGCAAUCGUCAGACCAAAUUUGAAAGGCUAACCAGUUAAAAACUGUAACGUUAGAGAUUGGUGUUUAAACGCUUUAAAUUCGAACUAAAUAACGUUGCUAACGUUGCUGUACGCUGUGUUAGCGAAAGGUUUUGGAAGAAUGUAUACGACUGACAAUGUUCCAGAGGUAAAUACAUGUAUACACUUGGCCUACCUAUAGAAUUUCGUAUUCAUGUGUUCUACAAUAAUGAAUGAAUUUUGAAGGUUGGUAGUGCUCCUCGUACAAUGAGAAGAUCGUAUGAAAGAGUCAAAGAACUGUGUCAGUAAUUUAAAGUAUUACUUAGACCCUAAUUUUGUAAACAACAAAAGUUUAAAAUAUUUAAAGUAAGCCUGCAAUUAUUGUUGUCAUGCCAUUUUUAUUAUGAACAGGGUGAUUUUUGCUAAUAAUAAAAUAUUCGUUGUUUUUUUACAGUA
This is a messenger RNA of Anneissia japonica, 3273 nucleotides long. RefSeq lists its product as uncharacterized. The record is from RefSeq and is a predicted model, not a curated record. The transcript is spliced from 15 exons. Gene Ontology annotation, molecular function: calcium ion binding. The coding region runs from base 103 to 2607 and encodes 834 amino acids. Lineage: Eukaryota; Metazoa; Echinodermata; Crinoidea; Comatulida; Comatulidae.